CUUCUCCUCUUCUCCUUCGGCCGUGGCCCCCUUUCACCACCACAGCCCCUCCUCCACUUUAUCUGCACUGCCUCCCUCCCUAUCAAAAUCAACCAAAACCCACAUCCCAAUUCCUACAAAAUUACAAGUCCAUAUUCCAAAACCGGCCAGAAAGUCGCCUUUCUCAUCAAAGCGUUGGCUUUAGCUGCAUUGUUGAAGGUCUACAAGUACAGACAAUUUUUGCAUCCAAACGUCAUCUUAGCUCUCUACUGUUGCCACGUGUACCUCGCCGCUGAACUUAUCCUGGCCCUGGCUGCAGCCCCGGCUCGAGCCAUCGGCCUGGAGCUCGAGCCACAGUUCAAUGAACCCUACCUCGCAACUUCUCUACAAGAUUUCUGGGGGCGUAGGUGGAACCUCAUGGUAAGCAGUAUCCUGCGCCCCACCAUAUACUUUCCCAUCCGUCGUUUUACGGCGAGUAGACUUGGGCCCAGGUGCUCACAUCUCCUGGCAAUGCUCGCGGCCUUUACAGUCUCGGGCCUCAUGCACGAGGUAAUUUACUACUACCUCACGCGAGUGACUCCCACGUGGGAAGUCACGUGGUUCUUCGUGCUACAGGGGGUGUGCACCGCCGCGGAGGUGGCGGCCAAGAAGGCGGCAGCAGGAAGGUGGCAGUUUCCCCCGGCGGUCACCAGGCCGUUGACGGUUGUGUUCGUGGCCGUCACCGGUUUUUGGCUGUUCUUCCCGCAGCUGUUAAGGAACCACGUGGAUGUUAAGACCAUUGGGGAGUACUCAAUUUUGAUUGAUUUUGUCAAGGAGAAAACGCUACUGCCACUGUCCUUGUAUUUGCAAUGAUAUAUUAUUUGAUGACUAUGUCUUACAGAUAGGCAGGCAUGACCUGUCAUUUUAUUAGUAUAUUUUUGGUGGAUGGAGGCUUUCAA
This is a messenger RNA of Vitis riparia (riverbank grape), 917 nucleotides long. RefSeq names its product long-chain-alcohol O-fatty-acyltransferase-like. The annotation marks the transcript as partial. NCBI's taxonomy places the organism in Eukaryota, Viridiplantae, Streptophyta, Magnoliopsida, Vitales, Vitaceae. The transcript has a single exon. The record is from RefSeq and is a predicted model, not a curated record. Gene Ontology annotation, biological process: lipid metabolic process.